AUGCCACAGCUUCAUGUAAGUCACUGCAACAGACAAGAAGCACUUUUCUCAAAGAUGACCAAGUUAGGCACUCUAACCAUGCCAUCUUGAAGUUAGAUGGACCUCACGCCGUCAAAUCUGUAGGGUUUUGGGCGCUGCUUCACCAAAUGGCUCUCCUGAGGCCCCUCUAGAUGCCUAUAACACAAACUCCAAAAACCCUAUUCCACCACCCCUUGUAACCCUAACCCUAAGGGCAUCAAAGUGCCACAGGAAGAGGAGGAGGAGGAAGAAGAGGACUCUGAGGAAGAAGAGCUAAGUCCAAGGCCAAACAGAGUCACCCAGGAGCCACUGCCAUCUCCCAAGAGCAAGGACAACAAAGCAGUAGAGGGAGCGGGUGAUGAGCUGGAUGACCUAGAUGAUCUGGGUGAUGAGACAAGCUCUGGUGGUGCUUCUGAGUGGAUGCCAACAGAAGACAUCAGCCACCAGCAGCCAGACACUCCAGGCGCACUGACAAGGAAGAGAAGGUCAGGUGGUGUCCUGGAAGGCUUUGAUCCCAAGAAGAGCAAGGUAGGGGCAGGACAAAGUAUGAUGGAGCCUGAGGUGGUUGAUGCAAGGUCAGUUGUCCAUCCCAUCCAUGCCUCUAUCCUCCUCCCAAACCCUGGAUGGGAAGGGAUGAAGAUACAAAAGCCCAUCCUGCCUGGCAUCAUAUACACCAAGGGCAUCAAGGAUGGUCACAACAGUCUCUAUGUGGCCAUGGCAAUGUACCUGUUCCAGGACCAGAACCGGGCUUUGGAGGUAAAGAACAGGGCUAGCAAGUACUUCAAAGAGAACCCUGACUUGUUUCUUGAAGUCAGUCAUCCCCUCGGCAGUGAUUCUAGGAUCAAGCAUCUUGUGGCUACCUUUCAUGGCACUGCAGCUAAGGACAAGAUCAUGAUGGAGGCUGUAGCAGGUCACUUCAAGCAGUCCAUCAUGGUAAUCAGCAAGGUGGAGGACAAGUGGCAAGGCAUUGUUCUGCCUGCUGGAGGCAAAGGUCCUUAUGCAGGCCUAAUCUACAUCCCAGAGAGGAGGCAAUUUGAGCUGGCAUUCCCUGCUGCUUGA
Messenger RNA from Ceraceosorus bombacis, 1077 nucleotides. The record is from the annotation of a GenBank genome assembly. NCBI's taxonomy places the organism in Eukaryota, Fungi, Basidiomycota, Exobasidiomycetes, Ceraceosorales, Ceraceosoraceae.